AUGAGCAGCCUCCAGCAAGUAGUUCGAAGCGCGGUGCAAGCAUCUCCAAGGAAUACCUUGGCACGCCUCUGUUGUUGGGAUACUGCUUCCUGGCGAGCUUCUUCACGCAGUCUUGUGCCGUCCAUUCACUGGCGUCCAGUUCACACUCGGCCACCUCUCAAUGCUCAAGCAACUGUUUCUCAGUCCAAAUCUCAGGAUGGGAAUCAACAUGAUUCGUCAAAUCCUGCCAUGUCGUUCCCCUGUCUCGAUGCAUUGGAGGCCAAAUCUGCUGCUCUGUCAAGGAGGUCACUUUCAUCUGGACCAGAACCGUCAUAUACAGUUGGGAAACAUGAACUGUUUACCUCAAAACGUGAUAUUCUACUGGAUUGGGGUGGUAUAUUGCCCGAGUUCGAGAUUGCUUACGAGACUUGGGGUACGUUGAAUGCAGACAAGAGUAAUGCUAUACUGCUUCAUACUGGUCUCUCGGCUUCGAGUCAUGCGCAUAGUACAAAGGCAAACCCGCAGCCAGGAUGGUGGGAGAAAUUCAUUGGAUCGGGAGCUCCAUUAGAUACGGACAAACAUUUUAUCAUCUGUACAAAUGUAAUUGGAGGCUGCUACGGAAGCACUGGCCCCUCCUCCAUUGAUCCAUCCGACGGGAAACGGUACGCCACCAGAUUCCCCAUCCUGACUCUAAAUGAUAUGGUUCGAGCGCAGUUUCGGCUUCUGGAUCAUUUGGAAAUCUCAAAGCUAUAUGCUUCCGUUGGUGCCAGCAUGGGUGGAAUGCAGAGCUUAGCCGCGGGAGUACUCUUCCCCGAGAGAGUGGACAAGAUAAUCAGUAUCAGUGGUUGCGCAAGGAGUCAUCCAUAUAGCAUUGCUAUGCGCCACACGCAACGUCAAGUCCUAAUGAUGGACCCUAAUUGGGCUCGGGGAUUCUAUUAUGACUCAAUCCCUCCUCAUUCAGGCAUGAAGCUCGCCCGAGAGAUUGCCACUGUCACCUACCGUAGCGGACCAGAGUGGGAGAAACGAUUUGGCAGAAAGAGAGCAGAUGCAAGCAAGAAUCCGGCACUGUGUCCUGAUUUCCUAAUCGAGACAUACCUUGACCAUGCGGGUGAGAAGUUCUCUUUGGAAUAUGAUUCAAACAGUCUUCUAUACAUAUCCAAGGCCAUGGACCUUUUUGAUCUUGGGCUAUCACAGCAACAGGCGACACUUAAACGUCGGUUGGAAAACGAGAAAUUAAUUUCCUCUCGCGGAAACCGGUCAGCUCAAGAUAAUGCAUCUUGCAGCCUGACUCUACCGUCGAAACCCUAUGAAGAACAGCCAUCUACUGCUGAAAAUUUCCAGGGUACUGGCGGUCCUCCAUCUGUACAGCCAGAAUCCAUCACCUCCUCCGGACCGCCAAUGGAUUUAGUUAAUGGCCUCUCUCCGCUAAAGAACCACCUUAUUCUUGUCAUGGGAGUAGCAAGUGACAUUUUAUUCCCCGCCUGGCAGCAGCGAGAAAUUGCAGAAUCGCUCCAAGCUGCUGGAAGUAAGGUUGUCGAGCAUGUCGAGCUAAGUGAAGAUGUAUCCCACUUUGGACACGAUACCUUCCUUUUGGAUUUGAAAAACAUUGGAGGCCCUGUGAAGAACUUUCUUGGGUGAUGAUAUCCAUACUU
Messenger RNA from Microsporum canis CBS 113480, 1631 nucleotides. Its product is annotated as homoserine O-acetyltransferase. Gene Ontology annotation, molecular function: homoserine O-acetyltransferase activity; L-serine O-acetyltransferase activity. The record is from RefSeq and is a predicted model, not a curated record. The transcript has a single exon. Bases 1 to 1617 code for a protein of 538 amino acids. Gene Ontology annotation, biological process: L-homoserine metabolic process. NCBI's taxonomy places the organism in Eukaryota, Fungi, Ascomycota, Eurotiomycetes, Onygenales, Arthrodermataceae.